This is a messenger RNA of Pogona vitticeps (central bearded dragon), 558 nucleotides long. It is a transcript of the gene RPL22, whose product is annotated as ribosomal protein L22. Gene Ontology annotation, cellular component: ribosome. The record is from RefSeq and is a predicted model, not a curated record. Gene Ontology annotation, molecular function: structural constituent of ribosome; RNA binding. Lineage: Eukaryota; Metazoa; Chordata; Lepidosauria; Squamata; Agamidae. Gene Ontology annotation, biological process: cytoplasmic translation.
CCCCUCGUCCGCUUUCACCCGGAAGUGCGUGGGCGGGGCUAUCCGGGCGCAUGCGCGCGACCGCUCUUCCUUUCUCCCCCUCGCGUUGCAGCCGCCAUGGCGCCCGCGAAGAAACUCGUGACAAAAGGUAGCAAAAAGAAGAAGCAAGUCUUGAAAUUCACUCUGGACUGUACCCACCCGGUAGAAGAUGGCAUUAUGGAUGCUGCCAACUUUGAGCAGUUCCUGCAGGAGCGGAUCAAAGUGAACGGGAAAGCCGGCAACCUCGGCGGAGGUGUGGUCACCAUCGAGCGAAGCAAGAGCAAGAUCACGGUGACCUCCGAGGUCCCUUUCUCAAAGAGGUACCUGAAAUACCUCACUAAGAAGUAUCUGAAAAAGAACAACCUCCGUGACUGGCUGCGCGUCGUCGCCAAUAGCAAGGAGAGCUACGAGCUGCGGUAUUUCCAGAUCAACCAGGAUGAGGAGGAGGAGGAGGAGGAAGAUUAAAUGCAAAGGGAUCUGGAGAUAUUUUGUACAUUCAUUUUUCCUUGAAUAAAACGUGGAAAUUGUGAUAACAUUUCA